AUGGCCACAAACUUGCAGUCCCCGGCCUCAAUGGUCCACCCAUCGCCGGUACCAUCCCGACCUCGUGCUAUAUCGAAAACGAGAUCGAGAUCGAAACCAUCUUUGCGCCGGCAAGAUUCCUCCCCGCCACCUUCCUCCCCACCUGGUCUGCCGACGCCUGCAUUCUCACCGGACGGAAUCAGCGGACAAAGUGACGACGAUGAUGAUUUUGUUGAAAAUACAUUAUCGCCCUUUGAUCCGCGCAGGAUCACCCCGACUCUCCAUGCAUCUCUUGUUUCAGAGAUUCUCGCAUUACGACGCGAUAUAGAAAGCAAAACCAAGGCUAUCGAUGUAUUGGAAGAAAGUUUGGACGAGUCGAGGACGGAAAAUGAAACAUUAACCGCGAAUUUGUCGCAAGCCACUCAAGAUGGACGAUCUUUGAAACACCAAAUUCAAUUACUAGAAGGAGGGACAUCAUCUGCGCUCACGGAGCUGGCCCGGGAGCGCGAUGAAGCGGUCGAAAACAUCAGCGAUGUUCGAAAGAAGCUUGAGCAGGCGCAAAAGAAAGCUCGCAGCCGGGAACAUGAAGUUGAGCAAACACAAUCAUUAUACGCGCGCGAUCAAGAGGUCUGGGCAAGUGAACGUCGAACGUUGGAGCACAAGGUCAACGUGGUGGAAGGUCGACUGAAGACUGUCUUGAGUGAAGUCGCAGCCGCCCAGGAAGCGGGAACCCUCCAUUCUCAUCCGAGUGAGAAUGGUGAGAUCGCUCGCGAUAGGACUAAAGGAAGCGAUACCGCCAGUAUCGCUUCUAGUAGCCUGGGUCGCCGGCGCACGAGUGUAACCACCGUUAGCUCCGACGAGGGCGAAGAAGCGGCCAAUUAUCGCAACGCACGGUACUCUGUCAUGAGUAUGGCUCAUGGUGUGAAGAACGAUUCUGGCUUGAACUUGGCGGAGGAAUUGGCAUUUGAUGAAGAGGACGAUUUUGUUCAAUCUGAUGACGAUGAUAGGCCCGCCUCCCCCGAAGCUCUGCCCGAGGAACGCCCAGCAUCGGUUCACUCACAGGCAUCUUAUACUGUGGCUUCCAAGGCUAGGAGGAUUCUGGGUCUUUCCAUUCAAAGCUCUGAUUCUGUCAAUGGUGCUGAUUUCCGUGCUCGAGAACUCAGUAGCCCUAAGAAAUUGGACGAACUCCCAGUUCAAUACCGCGAUAUGGGUAUUCAGUACUCACCUCCGCCUUCUCCUCCAGUGUUACCCAGGUUCGAGAUACAGGAUGUUCCUAGGUCCUUAGAAACACUUUCGGAGCAUAACCACGACGACCGUGUGAAAAUCUCUAAGAUGAAGGAUAGUUCCACUCUCACAAUCGCAGCUGAAAUGGUCUCUUCAUCUUGUCAAACCAUGGACGAACUGCCUAGUCCUCCUUGGACACCCAAAGUUGCAGACUCGCCCCCGCAAUCUGUUGAAUAUAGCCCAGAGCCUGUGCAAAUGGCAUCGACAUCUACUCAAACCGAUUCUGCCCAAAAGCCAGACGCUCGCCGGAAAGAUCUCAACCUAUCACCGACUGAUGUUCCAUCUCAAAUGGACAUUCCUAUGAUUGCCAUACACCCGCCUGGCUCAGAGCCUCCUUCACCUCGGAACAGUGUUGUCCUUCCGCCGCAAACCAAGAAUGUGUCUUGCCAAGCCAACUUCCGCCCAGUUGUUGAAAGUCGAUCCGUUUCCGUUCAAACCGAAGGGAUUCGUGUCGACCAACGCCCGGUCAAGCUUCCCGCGAGCCUUCUUCCAUCUGCUAUUUCGGAUAUUCUGCCACGUCCUGAAAGCCGAGAUUCCAGCAUCGAGGCAUACCCUGUACCGCCAAUCCCACCACGGUCCGCAAAGCGAACUCAGAGGGCUUUGGCUACAGACCGUCCCGUGAAGCCUCCAAGAGCACCUCUAUUGGACCAUGUGCAAGCCUACCCAGGCCAUAACAACGACAACGGGCCACUCUCAGAGGAUGCUGUGUCCGGAAUUCGACGACCAUUCCGAUCCAGCAGUCUCUUUGCUGGCUUCGACCACAAUAGCGAAGAUGAAGGUCGCCAUAUGGAGCGUGACGUCUUUACGGACGAUGAGCUUCUUAACCGUCCAUUCGCUGCAUACACUAUCAGCCGCGGCAAGCUUGUGAAUUCCAAGUCAAGACCCAGCUUGGACGACAUGGCUCUCCCUGAAAUUGACGAGCAGCUAUCAGAUCCCGACUCAAAACCCCCUGAUAUCAGCCGCGGGCCUUCUCGGGCUACCCGAAGAUCUAGCACGACCACUUCUAGUAGUCGCCAACCUGGCAUGCGCAAGAUGGCCAUUAUCUCCAGUGGCACGGCUGCGCACCAGAAGAUCCGCUCUCGCAGUCCCAGUGAACCAAGUCUCGAUGGUGGCAGUGUAACUUCAAGCAUUGCGCCACCAUUCCCCGUUCCUAUUCGCCUGAGCUCACGCAAAGUUCCGCUCAACGGCAGCGACGGGCCCCCGAGUCCGACCCGCUCAGCUGGUAGGCAAUUCUCAGAUCGGGGUCGCCAACCCCUCGCCCGGCGACCAACUCUCCGUCGAGUCCGUUCUGCGGCAGCAAUGUCACAGUCGGACCUUACAGAACGACCUGAGACUAGGUCUUCCCCUACACGGUCAAGCUCAUCCUUUGCUCCUGAUAGCCCACCCUAUCGGCCCCCACCCAUGCCAUUUGAUGAUAUUACGGUACCCCGUCAGUGGCGCGCAACUCAAAGACGUGCCUCUCACCGUACUAAUCCAUCUAACAACUGGAGCACCCAUGAGCGUCAGGAUCAUGAGAGGAAGGAUUCUAUUGGUGGCGUUCAGCCCACCAGUGUUGUUGAUGCUAUUGCCCAAACCAUGGUGGGCGAAUGGAUGUUCAAAUACGUCCGUCGACGCAAGUCUUUUGGAAUGGGCGAGUCCAAGGAUAACUGGGAGGGCAAGAAUCCCGAUGAAGUAUCGGCACAUAUCACGAGCAGUGGGGUCCGGCACAAGAGAUGGGUAUGGCUUGCACCUUAUGAAGGCUCCAUCAUGUGGAGUAGCAAACAGCCCACCAGCGGGCCAGCCUUGCUGGGCAAGAGUGGCCGAAAGUUCACCAUCCAAUCAGUUCUAGACGUCAAAGACGACAAUCCCAUGCCAAAGGGCACAGGCUCUGCUACUCCAUUCAAUCGCUCCAUUCUGGUCUUAACCCCCCAGCGAGCUCUCAAAUUCACGGCUCUGACCAUCGAACGACACUACGUCUGGUUAACAGCCCUAUCUUUCCUAAGCCAUUCCUCAAUGGGCCUGCAAGAACUAGCAUCCCUACCUCCAAUCCCCCAACAAGAAGGCUCUGCAACACCACCAACAGCCACACUCCGCAGGAACCCAAUCCGUGAUUCUAUUCGCGUGGCGAAAGGUCGGCCCCGCCCCAUGCCAAAGGGUAAACGCUCCUUCAACAGCGCCGGCGCACCAGCACCAGUCCCCGAAGUCCCGAACGGUAGCAUCGACCUCGCCGCCGAUGCACCGCACGUUCCCCGCUUCUCCUCUCAUAAUCGCAAGCGCAGUAACACCGCACCCCGCCCUCCGGCUCUGCACGCCCUACGCAGCUUCUCCAGUCAAGGUACUAUGCCUUCAUCACAUAGCGGGACAACCAUCGGCUCUCCAGAACUCUAUUUCCCUCCCAUGCCACCUCCAAGUCUCCCACCAGGCAUUGGGAGCCGUCGCAGCAGCGUCAGUCGCCGGACCUCUGAAGCCAGCGGCCGCGCCUCUAGUGCCGGACAGAGUAACAUGUUUGAUAUGGGCACUGUUCGAAUGGAAGCGUUCAUUGAUCACCAUGCUGAGCAGAUUAAUCGGCCGCCGCCACGCCAGCGUUCGCGCCAUGUUCGCCAGACUUCUAGUCAGUGGAGUCAGGCCCGCUAUGAUUUUGAUGCACCUUCUAUCCACGGCAGCGAGAUGUCUUUCCGGCCUGAUGAUCCAUUCCGCGGAUUCUAG
Penicillium nucicola is the source of this 3948-nucleotide messenger RNA. RefSeq names its product putative nuclear migration protein. Gene Ontology annotation, biological process: establishment of mitochondrion localization; maintenance of protein location in cell cortex; dynein-driven meiotic oscillatory nuclear movement. The transcript is spliced from 2 exons. The record is from RefSeq and is a predicted model, not a curated record. Gene Ontology annotation, cellular component: mitochondrion; cell cortex. Gene Ontology annotation, molecular function: phospholipid binding; tubulin binding. NCBI's taxonomy places the organism in Eukaryota, Fungi, Ascomycota, Eurotiomycetes, Eurotiales, Aspergillaceae. The coding region runs from base 1 to 3948 and encodes 1315 amino acids.